AUGGAAAUGGGGAAGUACAAAAAAUUUAUGGAAAUGUUUACGAAGCUCCAAGUUAGUAAUCCAUUUUGUGAAUCUUUAGAAAAAAUGUUUCUAUACGCUAAUUUCAUGAAAGAGAUACUCCCAAGAAAGCUUAAGUUGAAGUAUUAUGAGAAUAUAGCUUUGACUAAAGAGUGUAGUACUAUCAUUCAAAGGAAUCUUCCACUAAAACUCAAGGAUCCGUGGAAAUUCACUAUUAGUUGUACCAUUGAUAUAGUUGAAGACACGGUUGAGGAAAGUUCUCAAGUAAACUCAUUUUUAUCACCAAUAGAGAGGAUCCAACACAACCAGCCAUCAUCUGAAAUGGAAGAAGAAAAUAUCAAGAGAUUCUUGAGAGAGAAUAUGGAAGAAUUGGGAUGGAAUGUUACUAACUUGAAAGUGAUAACUCCAGCUUAUUGUAUUCAUAAUAUCAAACUUGGGAAAGAAUUUAAAUUAGUGAUUCAACCUCAAAGAAUACUUAAUCCUACAAUGAAAGAGGUUGUGAAAAAUGAGGUGUUGAAGUUACUUGAAGCAUAUAUGAUUUAUCAUAUAUUUGAUAGCUCUUCGGUUAUUCUAGAUCAUGUAUUCCCAAAGAAUGGAGGUGUCACUGUCAUCAGAAACGAGAAGAACGAGUUAAUUCUGACUCAUACAGUUAUCGGGUGGCGAAUAUGCAUUGACUAUCAGAGGUUAAAUCAGACAACUAAGGAGGAUCACUUUCAUCUACCUUUCACGAAUCAGGUGUUGGAGAGAUUAGGGGGACAAGCAUAUUAUUGUUUUCUGGACGACUAUUUAGGGCACAAUCAGAUUCUUGUAGACCCUGCAGAUCAAGAAAAGACAACGUUCACAUAUCUAUUAGGAGUUUUUGCAUACCAAAGGAUACCUUUCGAGUUAUGCAAAGCUCUAGCUACUUUUCAAAGGUGCAUGCUUUCUAUUUUUUUUUAUAUGAUUGAAAGCUCCGUUGAGAUACAAGAGUUUGACUUGGAAAUCAAAGACAGGAAGGGAGUGGAGAAUGUAGUAUAUGAUCAACUAUCGAGAUUGGACAAUUUCAAAGUGACUCAAAAGGAAAAGACCAUCAUUGAAGAUUUCCUGAAUGAGCACUUGUUAUCCAUCAAUGAAAGAUUGUGGUUUGAAGACAUGGAUAACUACAAAGCUACAAAAAGUGUCCCUGAAGAGUAUACCUCGCAACAAAAGAAGAAAUUCUACAAGGAAGUUUACUUUCAUUUGUGGGAUGAUCCCUACUCGUUCAAGGUUAAAGCGUCUUCGUGUAUAGCUAAUGAUGCCUACUAUUGUUAA
Molecule: messenger RNA, 1308 nt
Organism: Lathyrus oleraceus (garden pea)
Lineage: Eukaryota; Viridiplantae; Streptophyta; Magnoliopsida; Fabales; Fabaceae
Exons: 5
Coding region: 1-1308 (435 amino acids)
Source: RefSeq, a predicted model, not a curated record